Zea mays is the source of this 1100-nucleotide messenger RNA. RefSeq names its product RING-H2 finger protein ATL8. The transcript has a single exon. Bases 126 to 824 code for a protein of 232 amino acids. The record is from RefSeq and is a predicted model, not a curated record. NCBI's taxonomy places the organism in Eukaryota, Viridiplantae, Streptophyta, Magnoliopsida, Poales, Poaceae.
CCGUAAAACCCACGGCUCCACCCGCUGCACACCGACGACGCCCAACCAACUCCCGCCCGCGAGCACCACGAGCCACACACGCACGCCUAAAAGCCUUGGCCCCGAUCGCCCCGCCCCAUGCGCCCAUGGACACGGUCGUGGUCACGGCCGCGCGUCGCCUCCUCGGCAAUGCCACCCACGACCAUCGCGCCCACCACGGCGGAGCCGCGUCGUCCCCAAGGCCAGGCGCGGCGAGCGCCCCGGUGCGGCCGCCGCCGCGGGAGCCGUUCCCUAUGCUGCUGCCCGUGUUCAUCCUCUUCGUGCUCCUCCUCUGCUUCCUCUCCAUCUUCCUCCUGCGCGACCUCCUCCACUUCCUCUCCCUCUGGCUGCGCCGCCGGCGCCGCCUCCGCGCCGAUGCGGACGCCGCGUCCGACGCCACGCCGGACACGCACGCGUCGCACAAGCCGGCCGGUCUGGACCCCGCGGUCCUCGCCACGUUCCCCACGGUGCGGUGGUUCGAGGAGACGCAUCGGCCCGCGUCGGGGCAGGCCGAGUGCGCGGUCUGCCUGUCGGAGUUCGCCGCGGGCGACGCGGUCCGCCUGCUCACCGUCUGCCGCCACGCGUUCCACACGGCGUGCAUCGACUCGUGGCUCGGCGCACACACCACGUGCCCCGUGUGCCGCUCCGAACUGGACGCGCCGGCUGCCACGCCCCGCUACGGCGGCGGUGGACGCAUCGCGAUCCUGGUAGACGAUCAGGGAGACGGCAGCGCGGCGGUGGCGGACACCGACCAUGCGGCAUCAUCCCCGGCGAACGGUGGCGUGCAAUCGCGCCCUGACCGAUGACAUACAUAUUGUCCAAUAAUCGCCGAGUGCCAGACGGCCGGCUUCUUGUAACCCUUUUCUUUUCUUUUCGCUUUUUAUUCUUGUGUUAGGUUCAGAAGAUAGCUAGCUCACGGCCGGGGUCUUUUAGAAUUGUGAUUUUUUUUAGGUUUGUGGAUUUUUUGUAUACGCUGAAUGAAUGAACAAAGCAGACGUUCAUACCCAAUUCAGAUAUGUACAAGCAUGCUAAUUCACGCAUUGAUGGAAAGUAAAUAAUGAAAAUAUAGAUAUUUUUCGUUA